GAUUGUAGUGUGGCGGUCGCUCGAUAAGUACAUCCGCGCAUCUUUUUUUAGUGAGAAAUCAACAAAAAUUGAGUUAUCUUGGAAACAAUGUCAAAAGUUGGUCAUAAAGUGCAAAAAAACACUUGUAGGAUAUGCGGGAAAUAUGCAAGCUUCAAAAAAUCAUAUAAUAUAUUCCAAAAGGCCAAUCAGAAGCUGCUUGACAAUGUUCAAAUGCUCACAGGCCUGCGUCUGGAGAACUAUGAGUGUAUGCCGGAACUGAUGUGCGAAUGCUGCCACAUUGAGUUGACAAGUGCAAUCAGACUUCGCGAGAGAUGCAUCAACGCUCAGCGCGAACUCUUGGCUGCGCUGACAGGCAAACAAUUAGAGGAAGUCUCCUCGGGUUAUAAAGACCUUCUUAUGGGCAUUGAAGCGCCACUGGAAACAGUAGAAACAGACAAUCAAGAGUACGUUACAGAUGCUGAAACUGGAGCAGAAGCCGAACCCACAACUGAAGUUGAUAUAUAUCAGACGGAGGAUGAGUUUGUCCAGAGCUUGGAGCCGCAAAGUAGUGGAAGCGUUGUAAAAUUGAAAUAUACUGAUGCCAAUGAACUAGAGGAGUAUAUUGAGGAGGAGGAGGAAGAUGAAGAAGAGGCUUCACUGGUUGAGGAAACCGAGUUUGAAUGCCUUAUGGCAGAUGCUGAUGGAAAUAUUGUGCAAGUAGAAGACGUAUCCAAUCAAUUGGUAAUCACCGAUCCCAAUGAAGUAUACAUGUAUGAUUCUGAUGACGAAGUUGCCGUACUGGAUAAUGUGCUGGACGAUGAAUAUGAGAGUGAAAAUGUUGUAAAGAAAUCUAGCUUGCAACCAAAACCGAAAAAUAAAACAAAUAAUACCCAACGAAGAGGUACUGGCGGAACAUUCAUUUGUGAUCAAUGUGGGAAUCAUAUAAAGGGCCGAAUGGCCUUCGAAUUACACUGCCGACGCCACCGUGGGGAAAAAGAUUUCCAGUGCGAAAUCUGUGACAAAUGCUUCUGCACCACAUCGGAGCUCAAACGUCAUAUGCGUAAGCACACCGGUGAACGUCCUUUUGCCUGCCAGUACUGUGGCCGUUGUUUCUCCGACUACACUACACGCGUUAAGCACGAGCGUACCCACACAAAUGAGAGGCCCUAUGCGUGCGGCACCUGCGGAAAAGCGUUUACCACAGGCUACAUUCUUAAAAACCACAUGCUUACUCAUUCUGGGUUGCGGUCCUAUCGCUGCGAGCUCUGCGACAAGUCCUUUAUGCUCCCAACGCAUCUUAGCACUCAUAUGCGUACUGGGAUACAUAAGCGCACCGCCGAAAAGUAUCAGAUGAAACAGCAAAUGCAGAAUGAACAAGAUGUUCAGUUCAAAAUAGAAAUGGAAGAGGAUAGUUUGCACAUUCAGGAUUAAAUAAAACUUAUUUUUAUAUUUA
This is a messenger RNA of Drosophila busckii, 1432 nucleotides long. RefSeq names its product transcription factor Ouib (gene M1BP). The transcript is spliced from 4 exons. NCBI's taxonomy places the organism in Eukaryota, Metazoa, Arthropoda, Insecta, Diptera, Drosophilidae. The record is from RefSeq and is a predicted model, not a curated record. Gene Ontology annotation, cellular component: nucleus. Bases 88 to 1410 code for a protein of 440 amino acids. Gene Ontology annotation, molecular function: RNA polymerase II cis-regulatory region sequence-specific DNA binding; DNA-binding transcription factor activity, RNA polymerase II-specific; zinc ion binding. Gene Ontology annotation, biological process: regulation of transcription by RNA polymerase II.